Molecule: messenger RNA, 8230 nt
Organism: Antechinus flavipes (yellow-footed antechinus)
Lineage: Eukaryota; Metazoa; Chordata; Mammalia; Dasyuromorphia; Dasyuridae
Product: trichohyalin-like
Exons: 5
Coding region: 241-8148 (2635 amino acids)
Source: RefSeq, a predicted model, not a curated record
GAAGAAGAAGAAAAAGAAGCAGCAGCAGCAGCAGCAGCAGCAAUAGAGGCCUACAAGAAAUCAAGAGGAGAGAGACUCAGGAAAUCAAAAGAACGCAAGAAAUCAAGGGAAGAAAAAGGUCGCAAGAAAUCAAGGGAAGAAAAAGGUCGCAAGAAAUCAAAGGAAGAAAAAGGUCGCAAGAAAUUAAUAGAAAGAGAAGAAGAAGGAGAGGAACUCAAGAAAUCAAGAGAAGAGAUACAAAUGGAAUUAAUAGAAGAAGAGGAGCGCAAGGAAUCAAUAGAAGUAGAGAGCAAGGAAUCAAUAGAAGUAGAGCGCAAGGAAUCAAUAGAAGUGGAGCGCAAGGAAUCAAUAGAAGUGGAGCGCAAGGAAUCAAUAAAAGUGGAGCGCAAGGAAUCAAUAGAAGAGGAGCGCAAGGAAUCAAUAGAAGUAGAGCGCAAGGAAUCAAUAGAAGUGGAGCGCAAGAAAUCAAUAGAAAUGGAGCGCAAGAAAUCAAUAGAAAUGAAGCGCAAGAAAUCAAUAGAAGUGAAGCGCAAGAAAUCAAUAGAAGUGGAGCGCAAGAAAUCAAUAGAAGAGGAACGUAAGAAAUCAAUAGAAGAGGAGCGUAAGAAAUCAAUAGAAGAGGAGCGCAAGAAAUCAAUAGAAGAGGAGCGCAAGAAAUCAAUAGAAGAGGAGCGCAAGAAAUCAAUAGAAGAAGAAGAAGAAGGAGGAGAAGAAGGAAAGGUACGCAAGAAAUUAAGAAGAGAAAAAAGACAAAAGAAAUUAAGAGAAGUAGAGGGAACCAUGAAAGCAAAGGAAGAGGGAAAAGCAGAAGAGGAAGAAGAAGAGGAACCUAUCACGUUGCCUCAGGAGAGAAAAAGUACUUCUCAGACAUCUUCUACAUCAUCCUCAGCACUUUCCUCAAUGACUUUGGCUUCCAAAACCAGUAUCUCAUCCCUUUCACGAAGACCCUUUGACCAUCUGGAUGCGGAUCUUCUGAAGGUGAGGAGAAAAUCCCGAAGCAAAAGAACUGACCAAAAGAAGUAUGAAAUAAGUAAGAAGCCUGAAAUCAGCAAGAAGGAAAAAGAGAUGGAGGAGGAAGUUCAGAAGAUAGUAGAAGCCCCACAACCUGAGAAAAGGUAUGAAGAGCGAGAUUCUUGGAGGGAUGAUGUUUCCCGCCUCAUGACCCUGCGUGUUUCUGAAUUACAAGAGAGCAUAGCCAAGAACUUGACUGAUGAGCUGGUGACCUUGGCGAGAGAGGUACUGGCAGAGCGGCAGCCUAGCGGGGAACGCUUUCAGGAGAUUUUUCCCGGAUUAAAGGAACAAAGCCCAGAGCCAGUUAAGGAGAUGGAAGAAAUGGAGCAAGAAGAAUUGGAAGUGAGUCCUCCACUCACUCCUCCAUCUUCCCCAACAGUCAGGUCAAAGAAAACCUUCUUCUUUGAAGGAAGUGAACUCACCAAGCAAGAAAUGAAGCUAGUCAGGCAACAGAAGAGACUGGGCAGGAAAGAGAGGAAGCUUGCCAGGAAGGAACGUGAGCUGGCUAUUGCAGAGGAGGAUCUAGCACAGAGAGAGGAGCAACUGAGUAGGGAACAUGAAUUGCUGAUCAAGGACCUGGACGCAUUGGCUAAGGAAGAAGAAAACUUGAACAAGGAAGAGUCACUUCUCAUCAAGGAAGCGAACCUCCUGCUCCAAGAGGACACAACCCCAGAAGAAUUCAAAUUGUUCAAAGAGGAAAUGAGGGAAGCCAGAAGACAAAUUAGAGAGAGUAGGCAGGAGAAGAUGAAAGACAGAGAAGAGAGCAUAAAUGCUAAGAAGUCCAAAAAAAGGAGACUUUCUCCCAAGGAGUUAGAAACAGACACAGAAAAGAGAAACCAGAUAAAGGAGAUGAGAGAAAUCAUAAAGUUCAACAUGGAAAGAGCUCGAGAGGAGAGAAUUCAGGCCUGGGAGGACCGAAUUCAAGCCCAACAAGAAAGACAACUGACUUUUUUUGUAAAGUAUGGCCAGAUGGGAGACCAGAGGCCAGAGGAUCAAAGCAUUGUGGCCUUGUCCCCUGAAGAGAAGAUGCUUAUGGAAGAAGAGAGGAGACUGACGUUGGAAGAGCUGGAACUAAUCCAGGAAGAGAGGAAGCAGAUCCAAAAGGAGAAAAUGCUGACACAGCAAGAAAUAGAGAUGGUAAAGAAGAAACUAGAAAUGCACCAGGAGAACCAAAAACUAUCAGACCAGGAGACAAAACUGAUCAUGAAGGAGCAAAGAAGGGCCAUUGAGGAGGAUGCAGUGAAGAGGCCAAAGAGACGUUAUCAUGAGAGGAAGGAGGAAGAAGAGGAGGCUCUGACAGAGGAGGAAGAACAUCUGCUGAAGGAAAGGAAAAAGUUUGUUCCCAGAAAGUUUGAUACUAAGGGAAAAAAGACAUUUCAUCGUAAGAUAAAGACAAUACCCUUUUUACAAAGGAAGGAAUGGGGGGAAGAAGAAGAGGGGGAAGAAGAAGAAGAGGAGGAAGAGGAGGAGGAAGAAGAGAAAGGGCGUAAGUUGUCCACUGAGGAAAAAAUUCUGCUUAUGGAAAAAGAAAGGGAAAAGAAAGAACUGUUAAUGGAAGGUCAGGAGCAACCAUCAAAAAUGGAGAAAUUAGUGCCAGAAGAGUUGGAGUCUGCUGAGGAGUGGAACCUGCUCCGGGCAGAGAGGCACCUGACCCAGCAAGAGUUUGAGAUAACCAAGAAAGAAAGAGAGCUCCUUAAUAAGAAGAUGGAACUGAUCACACAAGAGAAGCUAGUGGUUCAGAAAUUAUCACAAGUAGAUGAUGAUACACGGAUUCAGCGUCUGAGAGAAAUGCGAAAGACUGAGGAAGAAAUUGAAGGCAUCAGAGAACAGCGGAAACGGCUCAGUGAACAAAGGCAGAAAUUCUCUGAAGGGAAGCUAUCCUUGGAAGACUUGUUUGGGAAAGAAGAGAGAAAGCAACCCUUGACCAAGGCAGCUGUGCAAAAGGAGCGCAGGAGGCUGGCAAGCAUUGCAAAGAAACUAGCUGAGGAGAUGAAGGAACUGGCUGCUGAGCAGAUGAAACUGGAUAAGGAAGAAAAGCAGCUGAUGAAAGAACAGAAGAAGCUGAUAAAGGAAGAAGAGAAAAUGGCCAGGAAGGAGCGCAACUUGGCUUUACUGGAAAGAAGGAUGACUUUGGAGGAGAGCUUGGCAAUGGAAGGAGAAUUAGAUACUGAAAGAAUGAAAGAUACCAGGGAAUUCCUCAGAUGGCAAAGGCAGAAGAUUCUGGCACUCCAAAAAGAAACUGCUGCAGAGGAGGCUGAGAAAGCCAAAUCCAUGUUUUCAGAGGUGGUGAAGGAGGCUGAUGAGGCAGCAGAAGAGGAAGAGGAAGAAGAGGAGGAAGAAGAGGAGGAGGAAGAAGAAAAAGAAGGAUCAUCAUUAUAUGAAGAAGAAAUGGCUCCUGAUAAGCCUGCAAAGAAGAUCAUUUCCACUGAGGGACUAGUUCAGCCAAAGGACCUUGGUGUUGAGAGGGUGGGGGAGCCUGCAGGGAAGAUCAUUUCCCCCGAGGAACUGGUCAAGCCAAAAGAGCUAGAUAUUGAAAAGCUGGGUAAGGCUGCCAGGAAGAUCAUUUCCGCUGAGGGACUGGUAGAGUCAAAAGAACCUGGUGUUGAAAGGGUGGGUAAGCCCCCAGGAAAGAUCAUUUCCCUUGAGGGAUUGGUCCAGCCAAAGGAACUUCGUGUUGAAAGGAUGGGUGAGCCCCCAGGGAAGAUCAUUUCCCCUGAGGGACUGGUGGAGCCAAAAGAACUUGGUAUUGAAAGGGUGGGUGAGGAAGCAGGGAAGAUCAUUUCCCUUGAGGGACCUGUGGAGCCAAAAGAACCUGGUGUUGAAAGGGUGGGUAAGCCCCCAGGAAAGAUAAUAUCCCUUGAGAGAUUGGUCCAGCCAAAGGAACCUGGUGUUCAGAGGUUGGGUGAGCCCCCAGGCAAGAUCAUUUCCCCUGAGGACCUGGUGCAGCCAAAGGAACUUGGUGUUGAAAGGGUGGGAGAGCCUCCUGGAAAGAUCAUUUCCCCUGAGGGAUUGGUCCAACCAAGGGAGCUUGGCGUUGAAAGGGUAGGAGAGCCUCCUGAAAAGAUCAUUUCUCCUGAGGGAUUGGUCGAGCCAAGGGACCUUGGUGUUGAAAGGGUGGGAGAGCCUCCUGGAAAGAUCAUUUCCCGUGAGGGAUUGGUCCAACCAAGGGAGCUUGGUGUGGAAAGGGUGGGAGAGCCUCCUGGAAAGAUCAUUUCCCGUGAGGGAUUGGUCCAACCAAGGGAGCUUGGUGUGGAAAGGGUGGGAGAGCCUCCUGGAAAGAUCAUUUCCGCUGAGGGAGUGGUCCAGCCAAGGGACCUUGGUGUGGAACAGGUGGGAGAGCCUCCUGGAAAGGUUAUUUCCCCUGAAGGAGUGGUCCAAGCAAGGGACCGUGGUGUAAAAAGGGUGGGAGAGCCUGUGCGAAAGAUCAUUUCCCCUGAGAAAUUGGUCCAACCAAGGGAGCUUGGUGUUGAAAGGGUCAGAAAGCCUCCUGGAAAGAUCAUUUCCCCUGAGGGACUUGUCCAGCCAAGGGACCUUGGUGUGAAACGGGUGGGAGAGCCUGUGGGAAAGAUCAUUUCCCAUGAGAAAUUGGUCCAACCAAGGGAACUUGGUGUUGAAAAGCCAAGGGACCUUGGUGUGGAAAGGGUGGGAGAGCCUGUAGGGAAGAUCAUUUCCCCUGAGGGCUUUGUUCAGCCAAGGGACCUUGGUGUGGAAAGGGUGGGAGAGCCUGCAGGGAAGAUUAUUUCUCCUGAGGAAUUGGUCCAGCCAAGGGACCUUGGUGUGGAAAGGUUAACGCGCCUUGAUGUGGAAAGGGUAAGAGAGCCUGCAGGGAAGAUUAUUUCCCCUGAGGGACUGGUCCAGGCAAAGGACCUUGGUGUUACAACAGUAGGUCUGAAGCCUGCCAUAACACCGAGGAAAGAUACGAAAGAGAUCGAGUUGAAAAUUGAGGGGAAAACAUUUACUUUUCAAAAGCCUUACCUGGAACUUCCUUCAGAGCUUAGACCUAAGCAGGUUGUGAUCUCCCCCCGGCCCAGUGAUUCUCAAGAGGAGAAGUUACUGUCUUUGGCCAAGUCUAAAUACAAGCCCAGACCUCCACCCCUCCAGACCCCACAGAGGUUUCCACCCAAGCCAAAGGAGCCAGUGGCCCCAACUCCAACCCCAACUCCAUCUGAAGGACGUCCAGAGAGUCCUACCUGGGAAGUCAUGGGACCAGACACUGUGGCUUCCCCAAAAAAGUCAGCCCGAGACCGCUGGAGGUGGUUUCUGCGGAUUCAUCAGACUAUCAGAGCCUUCAAGGGGGCCAUGGCCCGACGUGAUAGAAGCCUUCCUCCUACAUAUGGUGAAUUCAUGCACAAGCCCCCCAGAGGAGGCUGGGAGCAAUUACAGAAUGCCCUGCGAAAGCUUCGCCAAAAAGGGACAAUCACCAAAAAAACCAUGGACUCCCUUUGCUGGCUGCUGGAGCAGACAUCCCCACUGAAGCAGAUGGAGUGGGUGGAAACCGCCCAUCUGGAGGCCCUUGCCUCCCAAUUGGAGGCCCUAAAGGCUCCCCAAGUAGUCUCCCCAUCUGUUGUCUAUGGCAUGCCCGCAGUGGAAGUAAUCCCCCCACAGACAGACUACCCUAGAGAGGAACUCCGCCCCAGAGGGAGCCUCCUGCUGCCCGAGUUUCCCACCCUGCCCAGGCGAUCCAUUCAGCCUGGCGCCCCUGAUGGGGUGGCCCCAGAGAAAGUCAAGGAAAUUCCACCUGAGAUCCAGGAACUCCGCCCCAGAGGGAGCCUCCUGCUGCCCGAGUUUCCCACCCUGCCCAGGCGAUCCAUUCAGCCUGGCGCCCCUGAUGGGGUGGCCCCAGAGAAAGUCAAGGAGAUUCCACCUGAGACCCAGGAACUCCGCCCCAGAGGGAGCCUCCAGGAACUCUACCCCAGAGGGAGCCUCCAGGAACUCCGCCCCAGAGGGAGCCUCCUGCCUGCAGAGUUUCCUGCCCUGCCCAGGCGAUCCAUUCAGCCUGGCGCCCCUGAUGGGGCUGAUGGGGUGGCCCUGGGGAAAGUCAAGGAGAUUCGGCCUGAGUUCCAGGAAUCCUUAGUGAUGGACCUGGCUCGGAUUUUCCCAGAUUACUCAGCCAAUGCCCUGAAGGUCCUGAAACUCCAGCAAAAGGUGCAGCCAGACCUGGAUUUCCAGGAGAACCCCUUCCCACCGCAGCCUGGCCUGGACUCCCAGGAGAACCCCUUCCCACCGCAGCCUGGCCUGGACUCCCAGGAGAACCCCUUCCCACCGCAGCCUGGCCUGGACUCCCGGGAGAACCCCUUCCCACCGCAGCCAGGCCUGGACUCCCGGGAGAACCCCUUCCCACCGCAGCCAGGCCUGGACUCCCGGGAGAGCCCCUUCCCACCGCAGCCAGGCCUGGACUCCCGGGAGAGCCCCUUCCCACCGCAGCCUGGCCUGGACUCCCGGGAGAACCCCUUCCCACCGCAGCCUGGCCUGGACUCCCGGGAGAACCCCUUCCCACCGCAGCCUGGCCUGGACUCCCGGGAGAACCCCUUCCCACCGCAGCCAGGCCUGGACUCCCGGGAGAACCCCUUCCCACCGCAGCCUGGCCUGGACUCCCGGGAGAACCCCUUCCCACCGCAGCCUGGCCUGGACUCCCGGGAGAACCCCUUCCCACCGCAGCCAGGCCUGGACUCCCGGGAGAACCCCUUCCCACCGCAGCCUGGCCUGGACUCCCGGGAGAACCCCUUCCCACCGCAGCCUGGCCUGGACUCCCGGGAGAACCCCUUCCCUCCGGAGCCAGACCUGGACUCCCGGGAGAACCCCUUCCCACUGCAGCCAGACCUGGACUCCCGGGAGAACCCCUUCCCUCCGGAGCCAGACCUGGUCUCCCGGGAGAACCCCUUCCCACUGCAGCCUGGCCUGGACUCCCGGGAGAACCCCUUCCCACCACAGCCAGGCCUGGAUUCCCGGGAGAACCCCUUCCCACCGCAGCCAGGCCUGGACUCCCGGGAGAACCCCUUCCCACUGCAGCCAGGCCUGGAUUCCCGGGAGAACCCCUUCCCUCUGGAGCCAGACCUGGAUUACCGGGAGAACCCCUUCCCACCGCAGCCUGGCCUGGACUCCCGGGAGAACCCCUUCCCUCCGCAGCCAGGCCUGGAUUCCCGGGAGAACCCCUUCCCACUGCAGCCUGGCCUGGACUCCCGGGAGAACCCCUUCCCACCACAGCCAGGCCUGGAUUCCCGGGAGAACCCCUUCCCACCGCAGCCAGGCCUGGACUCCCGGGAGAACCCCUUCCCACUGCAGCCAGGCCUGGAUUCCCGGGAGAACCCCUUCCCUCUGGAGCCAGACCUGGAUUACCGGGAGAACCCCUUCCCACCGCAGCCUGGCCUGGACUCCCGGGAGAACCCCUUCCCUCCGCAGCCAGGCCUGGAUUCCCGGGAGAACCCCUUCCCUCCGCAGCCAGGCCUGGAUUCCCGGGAGAACCCCUUCCCACCGCAGCCAGGCCUGGACUCCCGGGAGAACCCCUUCCCUCCACAGCCAGGCCUGGGUUCCCGGGAGAACCCCUUCCCUCCGCAGCCAGGCCUGGAUUCCCGGGAGAACCCCUUCCCACCGCAGCCUGGCCUGGACUCCCGGGAGAACCCCUUCCCACCGCAGCCAGGCCUGAACUCCCGGGAGAACCCCUUCCCUCUGGAGCCAGACCUGGAUUACCGGGAGAACCCCUUCCCACUGCAGCCUGGCCUGGGUUCCCGGGAGAACCCCUUCCCUCCGCAGCCAGGCCUGGAUUCCCGGGAGAACCCCUUCCCUCCGCAGCCAGGCCUGGAUUCCCGGGAGAACCCCUUCCCACCGCAGCCAGGCCUGGACUCCCGGGAGAACCCCUUCCCUCCGCAGCCAGGCCUGGGUUCCCGGGAGAACCCCUUCCCACCGCAGCCUGGCCUGGAUUCCCGGGAGAACCCCUUCCCUCCGCAGCCAGGCCUGGAUUCCCGGGAGAACCCCUUCCCACCGCAGCCUGGCCUGGAUUCCCGGGAGAACCCCUUCCCUCCGCAGCCAGGCCUGGAUUCCCGGGAGAACCCCUUCCCUCUGCAGGUAGACCUGGAUUCCCGGGAGAACCUCUUCCCACUGCAGUGUGGCCUGGACCCCCAGGAGGACCCCCAUACAUAGCGGCCAGGCCUGGAUUCCCAGGAGCACCCCUGCCCACUGCAGCCAGACCUGGACCCCCAGGAAGACCACCGCCCACUGCAGC